Molecule: messenger RNA, 1478 nt
Organism: Etheostoma spectabile (orangethroat darter)
Lineage: Eukaryota; Metazoa; Chordata; Actinopteri; Perciformes; Percidae
Product: granzyme A
Exons: 5
Coding region: 185-952 (255 amino acids)
Biological process (GO): proteolysis
Molecular function (GO): serine-type endopeptidase activity
Source: RefSeq, a predicted model, not a curated record
GUUACCGCAAGGCUUCUACCAUAAAUGAAGAUAAGACACAUAAUGUCUUGUGUCCGCUUGCAUUCAUUCUACUGACUUGUAUUUUCCAUGGUAAGACCACAUCCUUUGAGCUUAACACAUAAAAACGUGUGUGUGCAUCGAGGUGGGUUUCAGAGCAUCACAUCAAACAGAGAGAUAAGAAGAAAUGUUCUUUCCAAGGAAGUCCACCGUUUUCAUUGCUUGUGUGGUCCUCCUCAUUGUCCAGUCAAGUCAUGGUUCUGAGAUUAUUGGUGGGAAAGAAGUGAAGCGCCACUCGCUGCCUUUCAUGGCUCUGAUGGAGAGUCCAAAAUGUGGUGGGAUCCUGAUCCAUCCAAAAUGGAUCCUGACUGCUGCCCACUGUGCUAACAUUAACAAGGUGCUUCUGGGGGUGCACUCCAUCAAAGAAAAGAAUAAAGAUUCCAUUCAGGUCCGCAAGGUUAAGAGCCUUGUUCCUCAUCCCUGCUAUGAUGCAACAGAGAAGGUCAAUGACCUCAUGCUGCUCAAGCUGGACAAACCGGUGGCGCAAACCAAGACAGUGAAAUGUCUCCCGUUGGGUAAGACAGUCAAAGAACCAGCAGCUGGCACCAGCUGUCUUGUGGCUGGAUGGGGAAAAACAGACAACGGGAUAACGUCAGAUGUCCUGAUGUCUGUCAACGUGACUGUGAUUGACAGAGUGAAGUGUAACUCUCCUGAAUAUUACGGCCUUAAACCGGUUAUCACUGGAAGCAUGAUAUGUGCUGGAUCAGAUGGUAAAAAGAAGGCUGAUACUUGCCAGGGUGACUCAGGAGGACCACUGCUGUGCAAUGGAGCGCUCGUUGGUGUCACUUCUUUUGGAAGGAAAUGUGGCGAUAUUAAAAUGCCUGGAGUGUACUCUUUUCUCUCAGAAAAACAACUCAAAUGGAUAAACACAACAAUGAAAAAGUCUGAAAUAUAAUAAGACUUUCCUGUUAAUUAUUCAGUAUUCCUGACCAUGUUAACCAUUUAAACCACAUUUCACUUUAUACUUUAUGCUCCAUUUAUUUUGUCCUCAUUUGAUUCUAGUAAAUGAAAUACAUUUACAUUUACAUUGUACACCAAAGAGUUACCUCUUUUAAGAUGAAAAAAAACACCAAAGUGACAUUAUUUAACCUGCCAACUAGCCAUCAGAAGCUUAAAUUGAAAUUUAAGCUUCAGCUAAAGUCUUUAGGAAAGAUUUUGUGAUUGUUUAUUCUAUUCGGGCAGGCCUCAUUAUUUGCUCAUAUUAAUCCACAAUAUUACUGCUUGAAAAAUACUAUUUUCACUGGCUUAAGGGCAGAGACAUUUGUUUUAUUCGUACCAUUGGGUAUCUCACAAGGCAUCCUCACAGUAGCUCCUAUUUUCACACCGUCAUGGCAUCACAGAUUUGUAUUUCAGUUCUCUGGUUUCAGGUUGUGUGAGAUCAGUGUUCAAAUUAAAAACCUUUGAUGUCUCAGUAAACAUGA